Molecule: messenger RNA, 666 nt
Organism: Funneliformis caledonium
Lineage: Eukaryota; Fungi; Glomeromycota; Glomeromycetes; Glomerales; Glomeraceae
Source: the annotation of a GenBank genome assembly
AUGGAAUAUAAUAAAAAACGUAGAGCUGAAGACAACAGCGAAAGUAAAAAACGUAAGUUAGAAAGUGAUCUUUCAGGGGACGAAUAUGAAGUAGAAGCAAUAGAAAACCAUAAGUAUGUAGAUGGUAAAAACUAUUACCGUGUCAAAUGGAAAGGUUAUGAUGAAAGAACGUGGGAACCAUCUCAAAACUUGAAUAAUUGUAAGGAAAAAUUACACGAGUAUAAAUUAGGUGUGAGAGGACGUCAAGAACCGAAUAAAUUAAAGAAAGGCGAGCGUGAUGAUGAUUCAUCAACGACGACUAAAUCCAGUAAUCAGAGGGUAGUUGCCAAAAAAGAUGCAAAAACGAUUAAUUAUAAAAGGUUUUCUAAUGGUUCAAAAUACAGUCUUCCCACCGCUUUUAAAAUUUCAAAAGGAGAUGCGUCGAAUAAUACCUAUCCGAAUAAUACACAUAAUAAGAAAAAGGAUGAUUCAAACUCGGUUACAAUGCCGUUGGAAGUAAGGUUGCCUCCAUUUGGACCUGGUGAUCGAUCAAUUAAUUUCAAAAAUAAACCACCCAAAUGGUAUGGAAUUAUAUGUAGGAUAAGAAAUGAAGAAGAAAUGAAUGUAGGAAAGGUACAAAUUACAAAUUAUACUGAGGAUUCAAUGGAAAAUUUUCCUUGCUUGUAA